GAAACCUUCUCAGUCCCUCAGUGCUGCUACCAGCUCAGCAUCACCCCAGCAGCAUUCCUCUGGAUCUUGCACAGCCAAAGCCCAACUCACGAUUUCCUUCUGAACUCAGCUAAUAAGUAUGUCUGUCCGGUGUACAUCAUAAGAACUGCGUCACCUAAAACACGCUACACUUGCUCUCUGGAUCGAACUAGGGACAGCAGACAGUUCACUGGAGGAUGAAAACAUUUCAUGUGUGUAGCGAGGGGAGAAAGCAAUAAGGUGUUGAAUCGGAAAAGGAAUAUAACUACAUUUGUCUCCAGAUCUAUGUGAAGUGUUCAAAUCAAGUAUACUUUCUACCACAUUCCCCAGGUUAAAUGUGAUGGCAUUUUCACAGCAUCUUCUGGUAUUAUCGGUUCUGCUCCUCGGUCUGGUCCAGUCAACCAGAGGUGGUGCCUACUAUGGAAUGAAGCAGCUUCCACCGCAGAUGCCUCAGUAUCAACCCCAUGGACAGCCAAUACAUCACAUGCCAAUUGGGAAAGAGGGUCCACCGAUGGGACAUCUUGGAAAAGAAAAAGCACAUAUGCCGUAUUAUGGAAAAGAGAUGCCACAGAUGCCGAAAUAUGGCAAAGAAUUAAUGCCAAGAAAAGACAACAAAGAACUUCCAUUGUCUGCGUUAAGAGGUGACCAAGGUUCUCCUGGUGAACCUGGACCACGGGGACCACCAGGACCUCAAGGAAUACCCGGACAAGGACUACCAGGACCCAAAGGAAACUCAGGUCCACCAGGACCACCCGGUUAUCCUGGAAUUGGCAAACCAGGAAUGCCAGGGAUGCCAGGAAAACCAGGUGGCAUUGGUAUGCCAGGAUUAAAGGGAGAUCAAGGAUUCAAAGGGGAGCCAGGACAUAAAGGAUUACCAGGACUGCAGGGACCCCCUGGACCUUCAGGAUUACCUGGUGUGGGAAAACCAGGGGACCAAGGAUUUCCAGGACAGCCAGGACCGAAGGGUGAACCAGGAAUGAAAGGACCACCAGGAUUUCCAGGAAUUAUGGGCCCAAAGGGAGAAAAGGGAGUUGGAUUACCAGGGUUACCUGGAAUCAAAGGUCCACCUGGCAUACAAGGACCUCCAGGUCCAGUUGGCCUGCCAGGUAUAGGUAAGCCUGGUGUUAAUGGAUUUCCAGGGCCAAAAGGACAUCCUGGUAAUCCAGGAUUACAAGGAGAACUAGGACCAAGUGGGCCUGUUGGACCAACUGGUCUUCAGGGUCCACCUGGAAUCCCAGGUGUUGGAAAGCCAGGUCAAGAUGGUCUUCCUGGUGGGAUUGGAUUACCAGGUAUCAAAGGUGACCAAGGUUUACCAGGUUUACCUGGAGCCCCUGGCCUUCCAGGAGUAGGGAAGCCUGGGUUUCCUGGACUUAAAGGUGAUCGUGGCCUUGGAGGACCACCAGGUCCAAUAGGACCAAAAGGUGAUAAAGGUCAUGUAGGGGAACCUGGAAUUGAUGGCCAGCCAGGUGAGCUGGGACCUCCAGGUGUACCAGGACCUAUUGGACCUCCAGGUGUUACUGGAUUUCCUGGUCCUAAAGGGGAGCAGGGCAAUGUUGGACCUGAAGGGCCACUUGGUCCUAAAGGUGAACCAGGCUUACCUGGGCUUCCUGGCAAACAAGGUUUUCCAGGUGAGUUAGGACCCCAAGGUCUCAGAGGUCUACCAGGACCAACUGGCCCAAAGGGAGAACCUGGACACAAAGGUUUGGUAGGUCCACCUGGAUUACCUGGAUUACCUGGAUCAAAAGGAGAACCCGGAAUUCCAGGUGAACAAGGAAUUCAAGGUCCAACUGGAAUACCUGGUCUUGCAGGACCAGGAGGUCCAAUUGGCCCCCCUGGACUUCCAGGAGAAAAAGGUGAGCAAGGUUCACCUGGUGCACCUGGUCUUCCAGGAGUUGGAAAAGAUGGUUUAACAGGUCCUCAGGGUCCAACAGGUCCACCUGGAGCAGUAGGGCCACCUGGGCAGCGUGGAUUACCAGGACCUCCUGGGCCACCAGGUGCACCAGGUAUUCCUGCGGAAAUUCCACCUACACCACCAGGAAUGGGACAGUAUUUACCCGAGAUGGGGCCUGCAAUUGAUGGAGUAAAAACUUCUCAAGGUUACUAUGGAAAGAAAGGACACACUCAAGGACUAAUUCAUGAGAUGCCUGCAUUUACAGCUGAACUGACUACUCCUUACCCACCAGUUGGUGAACCUAUAAAGUUUGAAAAGCUAUUAUACAAUGGCAGACAAGGCUACAAUCCACACAGUGGCUUAUUCACGUGUGAAAUUCCUGGGAUUUACUACUUUUCAUAUCAUGUGCACUGUAAAGGUGCAAACGUAUGGGUAGCCCUGUAUAAGAACAAUGAGCCAUUAAUGUACACUUACGAUGAAUAUAAGAAGGGCUACCUAGACCAAGCCUCUGGGAGUGCAGUGGUCCCUCUGAUGCAAGGAGAUAAGGUAUAUAUUCAGAUGCCUUCAGAGCAAGCAUCUGGACUCUAUGCAGGACAAUAUGUCCACUCAUCAUUCUCUGGCUAUUUAUUGUAUCCAAUGUGAACAGCAGCAGUAACAAGAACUCUAAAUUAACUUUGCUUAUUCAUUUUAUAUCCAUUACAACUGCCUUCAAAACUUCUGCUACUCAUGGUGUCUUCUGCUGCUUCAUGUUCCUGUUCUGGAUGGCAGCGAGAAGUUGGCUGGCAGUUGGACUAUCUUUUCCACAGUUUAAUAGUUCAUUAUAUAUGCACAGUAAAUACAAACAUUGAGUGAAGGAUUCAUUUGCAUUGCAUUACAGUUUAAAACUGCCCUGUCCAAUAUUAUACGUGAAAACUGUAGCCAAAAUAGGAUUUGUUACCAUGACGGAGUAAGUGUGAACAUUCAUAAAUACUUUUAUUAAAGGUCCCAUGUGUUGAAGUAUGGGUGAAAAUAUUUGCUGAUAGUUACACACAAACAUAUGUCUUUGUGUGUGUAUGCCUGUGUUUUAAUUCACAUUUUAGGUUGUAGGUAGCUGUAGUUUUUGUACCCUUCACAUCCUGAGCAGAAGAUUUAGCCAGAAAUAAAGAUAACGUAGUUCAAUUAUCCCCUACUCUUCUACAAAAAAACACACAUACACACACUGCAAAAAAAUAAAUAAAUAGAAGAAACCUAUAGCUAAAAUGUUUUUUUCUAACAUGUCUUGGCACAUAUAAAUACAUAUUUUAUUUUAUCAGAAAUCAAACUAUUUUAUCAAGAUUGUAUUAGAGAUUUUUAAUGAAGUAUUAUUUUUAUAGUAUGAAUGACUAGUGACCUCUGAUAAGAAUGCCAUAGAAUGUAUAGGUUUAAAAAAAGUUAAAUUCUAAAUUGUGCUAUAAUUCAAAGACAACAAUUGUCCAACCUAUUAUUUUAGUGCCCACGUGGUUUUAAGGAACUGUGUAAUACAUCUAAAAUGUUCCAGGCCUGCAAAGGUUCAAGGACCCUUUGCUCCAUUUUGAAAACCCUGAAAAGAUCAAAGAAAAGAAACACUAUUUUGGGGUUAUCAUCAAAAAGAAAAAUACUAACAAAGGCGAAAAAAAAGAAAUGUAAUUCUUUACAAUUUUGUAAUAAUAUUGUAGAACCUUGCAGCAGAGGGGAAGCUAAAGGAAUGAGCUAACAAUAGGGUAGCCAGUAGUCACUUUAUAUAAUUCAAGGCCAGUAGACAUUUAGCUAAGGGCCAAUAAUAAUCAUCUGGAUGCAAUUUUGUGUUAAUCCUUGCUAAUCCCCAGGUAAUAACAGUUGGAGAAGUUACCCUAUGUGCCUCCACUGUACACAGAGAUCGGGGGAAUCGUCCCAAAAUGACUUACAGUUAAGUCAUUUUCUUCACUCAAUGCUAUGCUUUCGUUUAACCUGAUCCGAUUUGUCUGAUGGCACGUUCGAUCCAAAAGAUGUAGAGAUAGUUUAGACUGUGUGAAAGUUUAAAGGGCACUGCUCAGGAUUUCAGUUAAGCCAUCACUAUUAAAUUGAAUUUGUGAUUUGAUUAUGUAUUAUUUACACUGUUUAUGCUGCAGCUAUAUUUCUUAUAAUGGAUAGCGUUUGAAAUUCCCAUAGUGUUGCUGCUAGCGAAACUAUCACUAACAACCAAUAGACAAUGAGCAUUCUACAGGAAUUCUUUUUUGGCUACUACACAAAAUAAUUCAUAUGCAAUAGUGAUUAAUUUAAUAUGGUUUCCGUACACAAUUAUAUCUAAUGCUUAAACUGCUCUAUUAAAAUUAUUUGGAUCAUACUACGACUUUACAUGAUGCAAAAACAGAACAAAAAUAUUUGAUGCAAAACUUUAUACUCAACUUCUUUAAUAUAUAAAAUGGUGGAUAUUUCGAUAUUCAGUGUGAUGUCUUUUUUCAUAUUACAUCUGAAACAAAUAGCUUAGUGCUGUCUGCAGUAUAUACAUACAUCCAUAGGUAUUGCAGGGCAGUUUCCGUAGUUCUAUUUCAAGUAAAGCCUUUUAUAAUUUAUUGUUAGUGUUUUGUUUUUUUUUAAUUCCUGAAUUCAAACUUUUUAACUAGUAUCCUAAUAAAAUGCACAGAGUGAAAUGCACAAAAACAAGUACUCAAUAAAUACUGUAUCUUUAAAUGGUGCUAAACCUAUUACGUGAAUUAUGUUUAUUUAAAAGAAUUGUAAAACAAAGAAUAUAUAGCUGCAUUUGGUUGUGAUUUGUUUAGCUGAAGAACAGAGGCAACAAAUGAACACAAUUCUCUAUCCCUUGAAACCAUUAAAUAGCAAGAUUAAUGUAUGUGCGGAUAUAACUGGCAGGGUUGUUAUUUAAACCCAUUGAUGACCAAUGACUUCUUUGUUGCCCUCACAUUAUGUCCUUGAAAACACUAUACCAGGAUAAAAUGUCCAACGUAUUUAACAUCAUAUCGGAAGAACGUUACUAUUUCUAAACGAGCAGAAGGGCAUUUUAAUCUUGAUUGUUAUAACAACAUAGAGCAUCAUCGGGACUUAAUUCUUUAAAUUUGGAGGUAUUACUAAGAUACGGUUAUGAAUGUAUCAAAAAUAAAAAUCUCAAAGAUAUUAUAAAAUGCUAGUGAACAAUGAAUGUCCCUCCAAACACUGGCCAUGUAUGGUGAUUUUCCAAAAGGAAACAGCAAAUACUUUUGUAUUUAAUUUUUGUACUGAUUUGGAAAUUAUCUUAAUAAAUGUUAAAAAUGCA
Molecule: messenger RNA, 5156 nt
Organism: Pelobates fuscus (common spadefoot toad)
Lineage: Eukaryota; Metazoa; Chordata; Amphibia; Anura; Pelobatidae
Gene: COL8A1
Product: collagen type VIII alpha 1 chain
Exons: 5
Coding region: 359-2551 (730 amino acids)
Molecular function (GO): protein binding
Source: RefSeq, a predicted model, not a curated record